UAGUGCUUUUGUUUUCCAGCUCUACGGCUCUGACAGCUUCGCAUAUGGGUUUCCCAUAUUUUUUAUUCUUCUCGGAGUAACUGCCGGACUGAAAGCCCAGAAAGCAUCUGAGAAAAUGAAGCCGAAAGCUGCAAGCGACAAAGACAAGACUUCCGCUAAUCUCGCUGGGACUAAGAAGAGGAAGACUGCGGCUAUAAACAGGAAUACCCGCAAUGUAGACACCAAUAACGGAGAGAAGCAGAAGGGCGCAUCGGUGGUGGCCUCCGAGGGAAAUGAACUGCAGAAGAAACUGGACAUUCAGAUGGCCUUAUCGGAGGAGCUUCAGGAGAAAGUCGCGCUAAUGGAGCAGGAAAAAGAAGAGAUUCUAAAGGAGAACAAGGCCCUCGUGGAGAAAAAAAAUGUGUUGUCCCGAGCAAGUAUCAAGCUAACAAAUAUUCGCAAUGCCAAUAUGUGUGGUAUUUGCGCUGCGCCAAUCGAUGCAGAGGGCGAACACCGUAUGGUGGCCAUGAAGUGUGGCCAUAUUUUCGGGGACAACUGCAUUCGCCGCCGCUGGGGGGACCGUCUGGAUUGUAUCCACUGCAUGAAGAUAACUUGGCGUCACGAGCUUCGCUACAUCUAUGGCCUUACUGCCCUGUGCCAUCGUUCAAGAUAUUCGGCCUUCGAAGAUUUAAGUGAUGAGGAUUAAGGGAUUCUACAAGAUUCUCCAAUAAACCGAUUCAAUGAGCAAAAUUAAAA
Drosophila eugracilis is the source of this 735-nucleotide messenger RNA. RefSeq lists its product as uncharacterized. Gene Ontology annotation, molecular function: ubiquitin protein ligase activity. Lineage: Eukaryota; Metazoa; Arthropoda; Insecta; Diptera; Drosophilidae. Gene Ontology annotation, cellular component: nucleus. The record is from RefSeq and is a predicted model, not a curated record. The coding region runs from base 116 to 685 and encodes 189 amino acids. Gene Ontology annotation, biological process: interstrand cross-link repair; protein ubiquitination. The transcript has 2 exons.